This is a messenger RNA of Python bivittatus (Burmese python), 4135 nucleotides long. The record is from RefSeq and is a predicted model, not a curated record. Lineage: Eukaryota; Metazoa; Chordata; Lepidosauria; Squamata; Pythonidae.
GAGGUUCGCCACGUGACCGCGGGCCGGCCGCUGCGUCACCCCGGGGCUGGGACGGGGUGCACUUUUAAAGCGAGGCCGUCCGGCCCGGCAGGGAGCCGUCGCUGUCGCUGUCGCUGUCGGAACAGGAGCAGAGGCCGAUUUCCGCCGCCCGGAGCCUCGCUGCGUUUGCAAAGCCGUCUGCCACUGCCUGCCCUCGCCCAUCCACAGAGACAGCAUAUCUGCAUCUACGUCCAAGUGAUGCCAGGAGACAAGUGGUUUGCCACAGGGAGUCCGGAGGGAGCCUCCAUUGUGCAAGUCCGUGAAGAAGCACACUGGCCUUUUCCUUCCCUGAUGGAUCCCAGGGACGAUCAGGUCAUUGCGGGCAUCCUCAAGGAGCCCGGGAAGGAGAAGCUGAGCGUCCGGCAGGCGAUGCACAGGGGCCUCCUCACGCAUGGGACAGGCCUGGCUUUGCUGGAGCACCAGGCUGCCUCUGGCUACAUCAUCGACUGUGCAAAGAACCGGAUGCUGUCCGUAAGAGAUGCCAAGAACGCUGGGCUGCUGGACCGGGACCACUUCAACACGCUCUUGAUUGCGGAGAAGGCUGUGACAGGCUACACGGAUCCCUUCUCAGGGAACAAAAUCUCCCUCUACCAGGCCAUGAGGAAAGGCCUCCUCAUCAAAGACCACGGCAUUCGCCUGCUAGAGGCCCAGGUUGCCACAGGGGGGCUCAUCCAUCCUAUGCACAGCCACCGCCUCCCUGUGGAAGUGGCCUACAAGUGGGGCUACCUGGACGCUGAAAUUUUCCACCUGAUCUCGAACCCUGCCAACCACACAAAGAGAUGCUUUGACCCCAAUGCCCGUGAGAAUCUCACAUACCUGCAGCUCCUCCCUCGCUGCAUCCUUGACCCGGAUACCGGGCUGUUGAUGUUUCAGGUAAUGGACAAGGGAUGCAUCCAUCUGGAUGAGAGCGCACGGAAGUCUCUGAAGUCUGCCACCGUUAAGGUCCAGGUGGGCAUUUUCCAAGGCCAGGAAGUCUCUCUGUGGGAUCUUCUCUUCUCCAGGUAUGUCCUUCAGAGCAAGCGGAAAGAGCUACUGAAGCAGUACAAAUCUGGCUCCAUAACUCUUCACGAUAUGACCCAGGUGCUGACCUCUAUCAUCGACGAGGCGGAGACCAAAAGCAAGUCAAAGCCCAUCCAAGCUGUGUUUUUGCGAGAGAGAAACAAAGGCAGCUCUGAGUGGGAAAUCAUAGAGAAGAUCCUGAAGGCCAGGAUGGUCACGAUGCCAGCUGGUGAGUUCUGUGGACGCAAGGUCUCCGUGUGGGAUUUGCUCCACUCCAAGUACAUCCCUAAAGGGAAAAAGAAGGAGCUCCUAAAGCUGUUUGGGACAGGUGUUCUCACUAUUGACCAGAUGGAAAUAGUGGUUACUGCCAUUGUAGCAAAAGUGGAGGAAGAGAAGGCCAAAGUGUUGGGUCAGAUGGCUGGUGCAGGCCAGGAGGAAGGGAGCAGAUGUGACUCCCAGGAGACACAAAUGCAACAAUCCUUAAAGAUGAUCCAGAUCCCGGUAACAUCUGGGCAAUUUAAAGGACAAAACAUGUCUGUGCUGGAUCUUCUCUUUUCUAAAUAUUUUUCCCAGGAGAAAAGGCAGGAGCUGUUGCAGCUCUAUGGAACAGGGGUACUUAGCCCUAAACAGCUGGUGGAAGCUGUUAGGAGCACACUGGAAAAAGUAGAUGCUGGUAGGAGGAAGUUCACGGUAAGAAUUAAGGGUCGAAGCCAAGAAGCACCAGGGGUCAAGGAAGUCAUGGCGGCGAGGUCCUCAGCCCCCCAGCAGCCAGAUGAUGUGCUCAAGGCCAAAAUGGUCACAAUACCUGCUGGAGAGUUCCGGGGUCAGCAGAUGUCUGUGUGGGACCUCCUCUCUUCUCAGUACAUCACCAGAGACAAAGGGGAGGAACUCCUGAGGAAGUACAGGGAAGGCGUCUUUACUGUGCAAGAGCUUGCAUCCAUGCUCACUGUCCUGGCUUCGCUGCAUGACCUCUUCCAUACUUUGGAGCAAACAGCUCCCAGAACGGGUGCAAAGCCUUCAGGCCGGGGCUCGCUUGGCCCUCCCACUGCAUCCUUGGAGGGGGAAGAAGAGGAGGAGGAAGAGGAGGAGGAAGAGGAGGAGGAGGAGGAGGAGGACAGUGGUGAUGAAGACCAGAAGAAGAAGGAUAAGGUCUUGAAACUGAGAAUGGUAGAGGUCCCUGUGCGGGAAUUCUCUGGACGAAAGGUCUCCGUGUGGGACUUGCUCCACUCCAGGUACUUCCCAGAGAAGAAGAGGAAGGAGGUCUUGAAACUGUACAGAAUCGGAAUUCUCUCAGCUGACCAAAUGGAAACAAUCGUCAGGGCUGUGGUAACCAAACUAGGUGAAGGAAAAGCUCAGGAAGACCAGCAUGGAAGCAGCCCUCCAAGCCGAAGCUUAGGCACCCUGAAAGAGGCAGGGGGGGUUGACCUCUCCACAGACAGGCUCAGGGAGAAAACCAUGGAAAGUCUAACCUUUGAGUUUCCUGUGGGUGAAUUCCAAGGCCGGAGGGUGACGGUGUGGGACCUGCUGUUCUCCAGCUACGUCCCUGAGGCCAAGAGGCAGGAGCUUCUCACCAAGUAUGCCACAGGAGCGCUGCACAACCAGGACAUGGUCGCUGCCCUCACUGCCCUUAUCACAGAGGCGCACAGUCAGAGGAGUGUCCUCGGUGUCCCGCCGCUGUUCCCUCUGCUGCCCCGGGAGGCUUCGUACAUGUUUGCCCCCCCCAGGGCUUCCAUGCAAGACCUCCUGUGCCCUCAGGAACAAGAAGCCCAUAACAAUGGGAAGGUGACGUACAGUGAAGUCACCAUGACCACCACUGUGGUUCAGGGGGCUGAGCAAAAGCCAGAAUAGCCCCGGGGCAAUGGGCAGGGUCUGGAGCAAGAAGUUUUACUCUGGAUGCUGUGGCGGCUGAACGCCUGCAGCAGCCCUGAGGGGAAGGGGCAGGAAGGUGCUUGGGCAGGGGAGGGUCCACUGCCAAUACGAGGCAGUCAUGGGAGGGAGGGUCUUCUUAGGGCAUAGAGGGGGAACUGAUCCAGGCAACCAGUUGAAGGCUGAGCCAUUCGUUAGUGCACAUAGGCUGGUCUGUGCCACGUCUUAGGCUAGGUUGGAGUGGGGGUGGACCACCGGGGUGUAGGCAAACAGGGCAUCACGUUAAGCCACUGUGGUGCUCGUCUGGGCAUCACACAUUAUGGGAAGACAGGCAUUUGCUUUGGUAACCAGGGCUGAGACUUUAGUGUGAAGCGCAUCUGCCCCAGACCCUGUUAGGGUGGAAGGACCUGAGCGGGGGUGGUGGGUCUUGCAUCUUUGCCCGUGAGCCCCCAGCCUGCAAACUCAGCAGGAAUGGGAAGGGACCCAUAGCCUGGCAGUUUGCCCUUCCCCUUGGCUGGGGCUGGCAAGGAGGAAACUGCGCUUCUCGGAGCGGCAGCAGGGACUGCCCAUCGGCUGCAUGCCAGUGCGUGCUGAACAGAGCCAGGCAUCAUGAACUGGCACAGCCCCAUGUCUAGAGGUGGAUGGUUUUCGUCCCUGGAUUCCCCCCCAAGAUUUUGCAAAGGCUAAACUGUGCCCAGGGCCCCCAUCCAUCCUGGCUAGCCCCAGGUCACCAGGUGGAGGAUCAGCCUGACCUGCUGGCUAACUCUCUGGCCAGUGAGUCGUGAGGGGCUGCCCCCUUUCUUUCACUGGGGGAAGCACAUCGAAAGGCCACCAAGGACUUGGGGAGGCCUUAGCCUGCUUCCGUUGGGGCCACUGCUCUACUGGAGGACGAGGGGCUGCCAGGGGCCAGGAUCGGGGGCAACAGAGGCCCCUACCCUGCUGUCAGAGGGAAACCCACUCUGCACUCUGCUCUCCCGGGCCCCCCCUGCUUCUCUGCCCGGUUCUGGCUUCGGGAACUGGGCAAACCAUCCGCCCCAUCCUCCUCUGCCUGACCUGGGCCGGUGUGGGCUUCUGCCGCCUCCUCUGCCUCUGCGGACAGACAACUGGCCCCAUCUCCUGGCUGCGGCAAGUGCUUGGCCUUCCCUGGCAAGCAGGCCUCACUCACCUGUGGGGUGGAAAAAAGCUGGUGCUCUGGCAGGAGACUUUAUGCACUUCCCCUUGUGGAACCAGA